This is a messenger RNA of Volvox carteri f. nagariensis, 618 nucleotides long. It is a transcript of the gene cyc22, whose product is annotated as guanylyl and adenylyl cyclase family member. Lineage: Eukaryota; Viridiplantae; Chlorophyta; Chlorophyceae; Chlamydomonadales; Volvocaceae. The transcript is spliced from 6 exons. Gene Ontology annotation, molecular function: peptide receptor activity; guanylate cyclase activity. Gene Ontology annotation, biological process: intracellular signal transduction; cGMP biosynthetic process; receptor guanylyl cyclase signaling pathway. The coding region runs from base 1 to 618 and encodes 205 amino acids. The record is from RefSeq and is a predicted model, not a curated record.
AUGUUCAGGCGGGACGUCGGCAAGCUGGCGACCAAACACGACGCAGUGGCCAUUCUGUUCGCCGACAUCAAGGGCUUCACCAGCAGUGAGUGCGAGGUCGAGCCGGAGGUGGUCAUGAGCUUCCUCAACGAACUCUACAACCGAUUUGACACUCUGCUGGACGUGUACGGCGUGUAUAAGGUGGAGACCAUCGGCGACUGCUACAUGGUGGCGGGGGGCCUUAUUCGGAAGGACGAAGAGGGGUUUGCUUCCGUACACGGCCCCGGCGCGGUAGACCCCCUGCAUGCCGUACGAGUCAUGAGCUUUGCAAAGCUGCCCAACACGGGGGAGCCGCUCAAGAUCCGAAUCGGGAUCCAUUCUGGGCCCGUGGUCUCUGGUGUGGUGGGCACCCGCAUGCCGCGUUUCUGUUUGUUUGGCGAUACUGUCAAUACAGCUAGCCGCAUGGAGAGCACUGCCGAGCCAGGUACCAUUCACGUGAGUGAGGACUGUCGGCAGCUGCUUAGCAAGGAGAUGUGGCGGCCCACGGGGGGAGUGGAGGUGAGUGGGGAGGGUGAGGGAGGGAGGGGGGCUGAGAGGUGGUUGCACCCUAUACAGACGCGGGGUUUCGGGGUGGGGUAG